Molecule: messenger RNA, 2364 nt
Organism: Lytechinus variegatus (green sea urchin)
Lineage: Eukaryota; Metazoa; Echinodermata; Echinoidea; Temnopleuroida; Toxopneustidae
Gene: ubap1
Product: ubiquitin-associated protein 1-like
Exons: 8
Coding region: 105-1664 (519 amino acids)
Biological process (GO): ubiquitin-dependent protein catabolic process via the multivesicular body sorting pathway
Cellular component (GO): ESCRT I complex
Molecular function (GO): ubiquitin binding
Source: RefSeq, a predicted model, not a curated record
AUGUGAGAAACUAUUUUGGGCGAUUCAACAAUAAAUGAGCUGAGAAAUCUCUUUCCUCCCUUGGUCUUAAUGUUGAUUUUAAAUGCCACUUAACGGAUCAUUUCAUGGUGCACAAUAUUGCAGGCAACAUGGCUUAUGGUUCGCAGACUCUCCACAGGGCCUACUCUGUGUCCAGUGUGGAGGGGAUAGAGUUGCGACUGAGUGAUAGGUUCAAGCCUACAAAGAAAGUCGUGCUGCCUCUUCAGUAUCAGCACAAGGAACCAAGGCCUCAGAAACCAGAAGAGGAGUAUGACUUCCAGACAGAGAACACCUUUCUAGAAUGGCUUGAUGGUGUGAGAAGAACUGAAUCUGAAAGGGAGGAAAAAAGGAAGCAACAACAACUUGGAGCUGAUGCUGCUGAAGCAGCGCUGCAACGAGAAGAGACGGUACCGGAUGGACCACACACAACGAGCAAUGCGUUUCCUAUGCAAACUAACUUGUCACAGCCUCCUCUGCGGCCUCCGGUGGCAGCAACCCUUAGCAAUGAGAUCCUCCAACCAGUGCCUCUCGCAAACAGUAUUUCCAAACCAGUCAAUAACCAGAAUGCCAGGACAGAUAACUGGGAUGAUUUUGAGGGUAGGUCGCUUGAUCCGUUUGAGCUGACUGAGCUGGAAACGAUAAAUGAUAUGGAGGAGUUGCGCAGUGUCCUGGCCAACUCCGCACCUGUGGCUGCACCUGCUGUCCAGAACAACCAACUUCAGACGUCCAGUCCUCCACCAUUGGAUGUAGACAUGGAGGAGGCUGUGUCUUCGUUAACUGAUGCUGCUGACUUACCUGCAUCAGAGGAGAGCAAUCAAGUACAGUUUGAGACAAAUUUCAAGCAAGCUUCAUUUAAACCAAACCCUAAGGACAGUAAAUCUGAGCUACCCGCUUACCAACCCACAGAUCAAUCUAACCCUCCCCUCCCCAACAGGACUAUACCUAGUACUUCAGCAUUGCCAGCCCUGCCACCAUUGAGGAAUGUAUCCUUUGCAUCACACAGUCCCCUUCCUCCUAUCGGCCCCUCGAGGGAGAACUCUGAAUCCAGUCUAAGUUCUGGAGUUGUUGGACCCCUUCCCCAUGAUCAAGGUAGAAUGUCACCUCCUCCUAGCUACUCAUCUCUUACACCCACAGCAGUAUCAGGGAGUUCUCCUGUCAAUGCAGCUAUCGAUCGUCCUCCAAACUACCCCAUGGAUGAACUAGAAGCUAAUUUCUCUCCAGUGAAUCUGAGUCGUUACUCCCCAUUGCCACCUGCGUCGUCACAACAUGUCAGCACCAUCAACACGGAGCCUCAAGACCCGACGUACGAAGCGAUGAGCGUUGAGGAGAAGAACUUUGUGAACACUAUAGUCAGCAUGGGUUUCCCCAAGGGAAGGACGGCUAGAGCUGUAAAGAACAUCGGCAGUGAUGAUAGACAGGUUGUGGAUCUUCUAUGUGCAGUUGAUUCUCUGUGUGGUCAAGGGUUUCCAGAAUCCAAAGUAGAGGUUGCUCUUAGUUUGCAGGACAACAACCAAGAUAAGGCACAGGCCUUCUUGAAGCUAUGGCAAAGGUUUGAGGAACUCGGCUUCCAGUCGGAGGACAUCAAGAGGGAACUCAUCCUCCAUGGCAAUGACGAGGAGAAGGUUCUUGAUACCCUGACUCGAUGACAUCUAUCACCAUCAUCGUCGUCAUGAUGCAUGAAAUCAUACUGCUCGCUAUACGGCCUCGUGGGCAUUUCAAGUACUUUACGCACAACAGACUCUCAGGUGCUAACUCAGCUACAUAGGGAGCUAUCAUGUAGCACCAGAAUGGGUCACCGGUCGUGCGUAAAGUCAUGUAAAUUACAAACAUCCUUAUGAAACACCCACCGGGUAUACAGCCAGCAGUGUGCAUUUAGCCAGCAUUUAUUGCACUGUCACUGCAUUGCAUUACGCUGCACUUUUCCGGUCAGGAAUCAGCUGCAUUUAACCUUGCACGGCAAGUAAAUAAUAAUAAAAAAAAAAUAUUAAACAACCAAAACAACAAUAUUAACAGCAACAAUAAUGUAGGGUAGUUUCAGUGAGCACCUAUCCAUCUUGUAAGAUUACCCCAGCUAGUCUAUCAAUUCCGGUGCUUGCAUUGCCUUUUUGAGCAAUGCUUCUACAGUAUACAGCCGUCAGACUACAUAUACCCAGCAUUCAUUGCUAUGGCAGUAAUUUUUACAGUGAUUGAUUGCGCAUAGCGAUAAUCUAGCGGCCAGACAUGCAAUCACCAUUUACGAUUAUAGCACUACUAAUCACCAUCAGCGAUAAUGUCUGUAUGGGAUGAUAGUCACACAUUCUAUCAAUCUGUACAAGGAAUUAAUUGACAGAGCGUGUGUGAGGCAGU